Molecule: messenger RNA, 4284 nt
Organism: Bicyclus anynana (squinting bush brown)
Lineage: Eukaryota; Metazoa; Arthropoda; Insecta; Lepidoptera; Nymphalidae
Gene: KdelR
Product: ER lumen protein-retaining receptor
Exons: 5
Coding region: 287-925 (212 amino acids)
Biological process (GO): endoplasmic reticulum to Golgi vesicle-mediated transport; protein retention in ER lumen
Cellular component (GO): endoplasmic reticulum; membrane; cis-Golgi network
Molecular function (GO): ER lumen protein retrieval receptor activity
Source: RefSeq, a predicted model, not a curated record
UGCUGGUGGGAUGGUGAAGGUUAGGCUGGAGCUCAGCAGGUGAAUGUGGAAUAAUCCGAUAAAGAGGUUAAACCAUUAUAUUAAUUUACUCUUUGGGUUAAACCAAGCGUUUAUUUCAUACAACUAUCCGAAUUACUAUUCAUAAAUUAUUUUUAUACACUGGCAACACAAAUAUUCUUUGUCAUUCAGCCACGUCAUUUUUGUGAUUUUUGCUUGAAUGAGAAGAUUGUUGAGUGGUGUUGAUUUACGCGGCUUCAUAUUUAACUUUACCGUAAAAUAUUAAAUCAUGAAUAUAUUUCGUUUACUUGCCGACCUAUCUCACCUGUUAGCUAUAAUUAUAUUGCUACUUAAAAUCUGGAAAACCAGAUCAUGUGCAGGAAUAUCAGGAAAAUCGCAAAUACUAUUUUCCGUGGUAUACACGGCGCGAUAUUUGGACUUGCUUACAGCUUACGUGUCGGCAUAUAACACCAUAAUGAAAUUAGUUUUUAUCGCGGCAUCGUACGCUACAGUGUAUUUGAUGUAUGUCAAAUUUAAGGCCACCUACGAUCAUAACCACGACACAUUUAGGAUUGAGUUCUUGUUGAUUCCCACUUUGAUAUUAGCGCUACUCGUUAAUCGCGAGUUCACUGCAUUGGAGGUGUUAUGGACAUUUUCAAUUUACUUGGAGUCUGUAGCAAUUUUGCCCCAACUGUUCCUGGUGUCAAAGACAGGAGAGGCUGAGAGCAUCACAUCCCACUAUUUGUUUGCUCUGGGCUCUUACCGAGGUCUUUACCUCUUGAACUGGAUAUACCGCUACAUUUUCGAGGAACACUUUGAGCCUAUAGCUGUAAUUGCUGGUGUUGUCCAAACUGUUCUGUAUUGCGAUUUCUUCUAUCUCUACAUUACUAAAGUUCUUAAAGGGAAGAAGUUACAGCUGCCAGCUUAAAACACACAAGCAAUUUAGGUGCAAUAUAAAAACUGACAAGAAAAUGUCUUCACAUAUAUUUUAUAUAAGUCAAUAAUUAAUUACCUAAGAACCUAGUUGUACAAGUGACACUUUGCAGCUGUUAAAACAUUUGUUAUUAUGAAGCAACUUUUCUUCUGUUAAUUCAUGUGGUUUUGUUACAUUUUAUAACUAUGGGUAUGUGAACUUUUAUCCUUAGGCUAAUGGGCGUACAUAAAUACUUUGAAAAGAGGAGAGUGAGGCAUAAUCAAUCAUUAUUCCAGGUAACAUAGAUCAGGUGAGAUGUUAUAAAUGCGAAAGGUUUGUUUUGUUCGGUUGUCUGCAGAUGACUUAUAUGAAUUUUUAUACUUUGGAAUAUAUCUAAAAGUAAUAAAUUAUUAUAGAAAAUGUAUGGUUUAUCAGUUUUAGAAUAAUAAAAAAAAGUUUUGAAAGUUUCGAUUGACAAUGUAUUUUGCAUUUAGAGUUCAAGUAUUAAAUUAUUUGGUCUUUUGAAACUACAAAAAUAAAUAAAUAAAUCGCUGAGAUUUUGACGGGGUAUUAUUUUGUAAUAGCUUAGGUCCAAUUUAAAAAUUCCAUUAAUCCAUAUUCAUAAUUUAUAUGUGGAUAUUGGGGCAACAUGACUAUACCACACUACCAGAAAGUAAUGGACAAAAUAGUCUGAAAUUAAAGUUGUUCAAAUUACAGUACAUAUUAAAAUGAAAGAAAAAAUAUAUCAAGUAAAUAAUAUUACGAAUGUGAGGUUUUAAGUUAAUUAUUAUGAAAUAGUUAAACGGAUCUAGAUUAAUUUUGUACAGAGACAGACGUAUACUUUUAUAAUAAUAUAGGUACCCAUAGAUGAAACAGUUUGUUACAGAAAGCCCAAAUACCCAAUCUUACCCCAUCUCCUCUGAUAUGUAUGUCCAUAGGUCACAUUGAGACUGCCGGUUCUUUACAAUCUUUGGUUCUUAUAAUUUGAAUAUUGUUUAUUAAUUUUGGAAGCCAAAAAUUCAAUUAAUAAUAAUUACUAUUAAAUAGUUAAUUAAUAGCAUUACUAAUUACUAUUAAAUAGUUUUCAAAGUGUGCAUGUCACACUGAAUUGAAAUCCGUAAGUAUAAUUAUAAAACUUAUGUGAUCAAAGGAAUAUUGUUUAAUGAUAAUAAUUAUAGGGGAUAUAGUAAGCUAACAUAACUAUACUUCAUUUUGUGUUUCAUCACAGUUAGUUUAUCAAUAUACAGGGUGCUCGGGAGUAGGUAUAUUCUAUAACUUCCAGGUGUUGACGAGUCCACUUAUAGGCCUAGAACAACAUAACUAAUAUGUUUUAACAAAUAAAAUAAAUAUUUUUAUGAUUUCAUACAAAGUAAUGCAAAUAAUUCCAACUAUCCGUGUAACACACAUCUUUGUCUAUUCUUGCAUUUUAAAAUACGUCAAAACUUGGCUACGUCAUAAUUAUAAGGAUGCGUAUAUGGGACACAUUUUAUGAUCUAUUUACAAAAGAAAUAUUAUUUAACCCGAAAAUAUUAAUUUUAGAACACAUGUUCCUUGAACAUUUUAAAUUAAUUUUCGGUAAAGAAUAUUACCACAAAGUUAUGGGAAAUACUCCCGAGCAACCUGUAUAUAACUUAACAUAAUAAUGAUUUUUCACAUUUAAACAAUUAUUCUGAUGAUCGCACAAUAAGUUUCGUAAUAAAGUAACAUAAAACCGUGUUAGUAUUACUUAUAUGACUUGUACCGGGUAUUUGACAUGGCCACGACGUCUUGUGGACAUGCCAUAUUAUUUUAAACCUCUGCGUGCGUAUGUGAUGCAUCGAUUGUGACACAGUAAAAUAAAUAAUUUAAGUAUAUGUUAAUAUAUUAUUUCUUAAUUAAAUAAUGAAGUUUUGUGUAUUGAUUACCUACCUUAGGGUCGAUCCACACAGCCCCGCGGCUUACCUUCAAGAAAACCAGAUAAUAAAUGGCAUAGCGGAAAGGCUGAGAUGUGUGGAUACACCUUUACUUUGUUGGUCGGUUGGUAAAGAUCUAUAAAAUCAUGGAAAUCUCUUCCAGUAUAUAGGUACUUAGUUCUUUUUUCUGUUGACAUAACAUAAACUUAUGAUUUUUGUAUUAUAUAUUAACUUAAUACUGACUUCAAAACAUGAAUAAAUGUUUGAAAGGGAUUUAUUAAAGAGAAUAGUUUUUCACUUCAUUUGGUAAACGAUCCUUGAGGACGUUGUUUUUAUUUGUAAAACUAACAUCAGCUCUUAAAAAUGACCUUAUUUAGCAUGUGCCAAUCAUUGUUAUUAAUUUCUCGUACAAUGGGAAGGUUAGCUUGAUUUGCAUAAGAAAAUAUGCAGUUGACAUGGCUAAUGACUGACUUAAUGACUCAAGUCUUCUUUUUAUUUUUUACAAGCUAGCCCUUGACUACAAGCUCUACACCUACGAUUGUGUAUUUCAAUUGACAUAUUAACUACGAUCACACGUAAUGUCUAAGCUAUAGCUUGGCAACUUCGUUCGUAACACUCCUGAUAGUACGCGCGGGCCGGAAGGCGUGUAGCGAUGAAUGAAAAACCCACGACUGAUGCACCUCACUUCCCCGCACGCACGAUUUCACACCCGCGCAGUCUCCCCCCGUCGCCCGCAUAUCAUGGGAGUUUCCUCAACGAACUUGACCGACUAUACAAUACAGUCUUUAUUGGUGGUAGUCGGGUAAUUUGAAAGAGAACAGUUCUACCCAUAUCCCGCAUGGUUUCUGUACUUAGACCAAUUAAGAGUACCUUCUAUUAGAUUGGUAUAGGACUCAAAUUCACCAACAAAAUGGCCAAUUUUGAGGGGGACGAGGUAAACUCACACAUUGAAAAAAAUAACACCAAUAAAUCCCGCGUCUUGACACUACACACACACGUAAUUUUAACACAAUGAAACAUCGAUUCUAUAGACUCAGUUCGUAUGAAUACUUUGAUCAUGAUCAUAUAGUUUAGAAGGGGUAACCUAUAGCGAGGCAGGUCCUAUAGGACGGGUUUCAGUAUAAUUCCGAGACGCUAAAUCUUAUGACGACAAAGCAAACGAGACUGGCACCCCAUACAGAAUGGUUGAAGAAUCAACGGUUUUCUUAAAAUUAUAAUAAGGCCCUUAUAAGUGGGAACCUCGUUUGCAUAAUUCUAACUCUUUGGAUUUCUUUUUUAUUUGGCAAACAAUCUAUAAUUUAACGUUAUGCGCAAACAAGUUAUAUUAUAACAGUAUCAAUAUAUUUUGACUUUGAUUCCUUCUAUGAAAUGUCUUAUUUUUAGUAAGAAUGUUAGAAUAGGUACCUAUACUUUUAAAUAUAGUCGUAAGAUUGUAAUGUAAAGUUACAUGCAAUAAGAAUUAAAUUUGAAAGUGAAAUAAAA